Messenger RNA from Contarinia nasturtii (swede midge), 1518 nucleotides. It is a transcript of the gene Atac1, whose product is annotated as ZZ-type zinc finger-containing protein 3. The transcript has 4 exons. Gene Ontology annotation, molecular function: zinc ion binding. Bases 70 to 1494 code for a protein of 474 amino acids. The record is from RefSeq and is a predicted model, not a curated record. NCBI's taxonomy places the organism in Eukaryota, Metazoa, Arthropoda, Insecta, Diptera, Cecidomyiidae.
CGAUAUACACAAGACGUAAAAAUUUGAACGUGUAAAAACAUUUUGAUAUUGUGUUUGUAAAAAUUGAAUAUGGAUCAUUUGAAUUCGGUGAAGGAAGAAAUUGUGGAAGAAUCAUUUGCCGAAAAUGAAGAUCAAUAUUAUGAUGGCGAUGACGAUGAUGAUGUUGAUGAAAAUAAUAGUGAUAACGAAGAUUUUUAUUUUGAAUCGGAUCAUUUGGCAUUGAGAGGAAAUUCAGACUAUCGCUCCGUUUUACGAACAAUUGUUAUUUUGGAGGCUCAACGAAUCGAAGCAUCAAAACAUAUCGAUAAAAUUGCUGAAAUGCAGAAAAGAGCAUUGGAAGACCCCGAAGACUUUCUAAAAAAACUAAUAUCAAAAGAAGGCUUAGAUUUGCCGGCACGAAUAAACAUUCAGAAUAUUCCAAAGAUCAAAUUUGAGAAAUAUAAUAUGCCAAAUUCAAUCAGUAUGUCAAAUACACAAGAAAGCAAAGUGAAAGAAGAGAAUGAUUUCACCGUGCGAGGUAGAGUAUUCAACGAAACAAAGCCGGAAACAUUCAACCAGCUUUGGACGUGCGAAGAGCAACGUCGCCUCGAAGAGCUAUUGGUUGAAUAUCCACCCGAACCGAUUGAAAUGCGUCGUUUUGCCAAAAUAGCCAAGGCAUUAGGUAAUCGAACACCACGACAAGUGGCGAGCCGAUUACAAAAAUACUUUCAGAAAUUGCAUGCAGCCGGUUUGCCGGUACCUGGUCGUAUUCCGCGCAAUGCCCGAUCAUACAAUACUUCUCGUAAAAAUAGAAUGGUCAAACAUAUGGUGCGACCGACAACAUUUUUCCCAUCAAACUAUGUUCCGGUCAAUAUCACUGAAGACGAUGAUAACAAUGCAAUAAAUUUACUUGAUCCAAACUACUAUCGAAAUGGUUGCAGCGUCAAAAAUAUGAACGAUGAAGAUAUUGAUAAUAUGGUGAUUGUUGAUGAACCGAGUGAUACCGAACCAGAUCCAAAUGCAACUGAUACAAUAAAAAUGGCUGCGAUCAUUAAAAGAGUUAAAAGAGAAAAAGAAAGGGAAUACUCACUUGAAACAACAAUUAGUGAACACAAUGGAUACAAAUGCGAUUAUUGUGAUGAGGAUCCGAUUUCUGGCACCCGAUGGCAUUGUAUUACAUGCAAAGAUCAAUCAACUGAUUAUUGUUCAGAUUGUUUGGUUGCUCAAACACAGGACGAUAAUCAUCAUUCGUUCGAUCAUAUAUUUAUUGGGUAUCGUGUGUCGUCCGAUUUCAAUGGUCGUUCCGAUGUCAGUGACGACGAUGGUGAUGGUGAUGGCCAAGGGAACGAGGAAGCAAGUGAAGAUGCCAACGACGAUACAUCACAAUUUAUUGAUUCACCCGAUGAUAGUAAUUACGAUGAAUCGAUGGACACAUUUGAUAAAGAUUAUGUUCCAAAAUCAACAAAUCAAACGAACAAUUAUUUAGAUCCGAACUUUUUAACGAAUUCAAAAUAAAAUCUAUUUAUUUUCUAUAUAUAA